Molecule: messenger RNA, 3616 nt
Organism: Diceros bicornis minor
Lineage: Eukaryota; Metazoa; Chordata; Mammalia; Perissodactyla; Rhinocerotidae
Gene: ACSS1
Product: acyl-CoA synthetase short chain family member 1
Exons: 14
Coding region: 38-2110 (690 amino acids)
Cellular component (GO): mitochondrion
Molecular function (GO): acetyl-CoA synthetase activity; AMP binding
Source: RefSeq, a predicted model, not a curated record
GGCUCGGGGCUCAGAGGGACUCGGGGCGUCGGGCGAGAUGGCGGCGCGCAGCCUGGGCCGCGGCGUCGGGCGGCUCCUGGGCGGCCUGCGCGGGCGCUCGGGGCAGCUGGUGCGGCCGCCGCGCGGGGGGAGUGUCCCGCGCCGGGCGGCCUCGGGGCUGUGGGACAGCGCCCCCGCGGCCGCCGCCGCCCUCGCCGCGCAGCCCGGCUCCUACCAGGCGCUGAGCGCGCAGGCCGCCCGGGAGCCGGCCGCCUUCUGGGGGCCGCUGGCGCGCGACACGCUAGUGUGGGACACCCCCUACCACACGGUCUGGGACUGCGACUUCAGCAGCGGCAAGAUCGGCUGGUUCCUGGGAGGCCGGUUAAAUGUGUCUGUCAACUGCCUGGAUCAGCAUGUUCAGAAGUCCCCGGAGAGCGUCGCUUUGAUCUGGGAGCGAGACGAGCCUGGAACUGAAGUGAGGAUCACCUACAGGGAACUGCUGGAGACCACAUGCCGCCUGGCCAACACGCUGAAGAGGCAUGGAGUCUGUCGAGGGGACCGUGUGGCCAUUUAUAUGCCUGUGUCCCCACUAGCUGUGGCUGCAAUGCUGGCCUGUGCCAGGAUCGGAGCCGUCCACACAGUUGUCUUUGCUGGCUUCAGUGCGGAGUCCUUGGCUGGGAGAAUCAAUGAUGCCAAGUGCAAGGUGGUUAUCACCUUCAACCAGGGGAUCCGGGGAGGACGAGUGGUAGAGCUGAAGAAGAUAGUGGAUGAAGCUGUGAAGUACUGCCCAACUGUCCAGCACGUCCUGGUGGCUCACAGGACGGAAAACAAGGUCCACAUGGGCGACCUGGACAUCCCUCUCGAGCAGGAAAUGGCCAAGGAGGACGCUGUGUGCACCCCAGAGAGCAUGGGCAGCGAGGACAUGCUCUUCAUGCUAUACACCUCUGGGAGCACCGGGAUGCCCAAGGGACUUGUCCACACCCAGGCAGGCUACCUGCUGUAUGCCGCGCUGACACACAGGCUUGUGUUUGAUUACCGGCCAGGCGACAUCUUUGGCUGUGUGGCCGACAUCGGCUGGAUCACAGGACACAGCUACGUAGUGUACGGGCCCCUCUGCAAUGGAGCGACCAGCGUCCUUUUUGAGAGCACCCCGGUUUACCCUGAUGCUGGUCGGUAUUGGGAGACAGUACAGAGGUUAAAGAUCAAUCAGUUCUACGGUGCCCCAACGGCUGUCCGGCUGUUGCUGAAGUACGGCGAUGCCUGGGUGCGGAAGUACGACCGCUCCUCCCUGCGGACCCUGGGGUCAGUGGGAGAGCCAAUCAACCUCGAGGCCUGGGAGUGGCUCCACAAUGUGGUGGGGGACAGCAGAUGUACGCUGGUGGACACCUGGUGGCAGACAGAAACGGGUGGCAUCUGCAUAGCACCACGGCCCUCAGAAGAAGGAGCAGAAAUCCUCCCCGGCAUGGCAAUGAGGCCUUUUUUUGGCAUCAUCCCGGUUCUCAUGGAUGAGCAGGGGAACGUCGUGGAGGGCGGCGAUGUCUCAGGGGCUCUGUGCCUCUCCCAGGCCUGGCCGGGCAUGGCCAGGACCAUCUACGGAGACCACCAGAGAUUCCUGGACACCUACUUCAAGGCUUAUCCAGGCUACUACUUUACUGGAGAUGGGGCUCACCGAACCGAGGGCGGCUAUUACCAGAUCACAGGGCGGAUGGACGAUGUCAUCAACAUCAGUGGCCACCGGCUGGGCACCGCGGAGAUCGAGGAUGCGAUGGCUAACCACCCCGCAGUGCCAGAGACCGCUGUCAUUGGCUACCCCCACGACAUCAAAGGAGAAGCCGCAUUUGCCUUCAUCGUGUUGAGAGACAACGCAGGUGACUCUGACGUGGUGGUGAAUGAGCUCCGGUUAGCAGUGGCUACCAAGAUUGCCAAGUAUGCCGUGCCUGAUGAGAUCCUGGUAGUAAAACGUCUUCCAAAAACUCGGUCUGGAAAAGUAAUGCGGCGGCUCCUGAAGAAGAUAAUCACGGGCGGUGCUCAGGAUCUGGGGGACAUCACCACCCUGGAGGAUCCCAGUGUCAUCAGAGAAAUACUGAGUGCCUACCAGAAGUACAAAGACAAGAGGGCUGCUGCUCAUUGAUGCGCUCUUUGACCAAGACCCAGUGCCCAAGCCCCAACUGUCCUAGAACAGAGCUCUUAAGCUGGCUUAUUCCUAGACAUCCCAGAAGCAGUCCUCCCCCAGCACGUAAUCCACACUGUCCCUAAGGUAAAGUCUGUGCUAAAAUUCCUUCCUUCUGUUGGAGAACCCAUGAAGAGGUACCAUUAGACAUGGUUAGUAUUUGUUCCACUAUCCUGAAUUUGGUUUCGUCGAAUGAAAAGUCAUUGUCAGCCGUUUCUGUGUCCUCUCCAGACAACACAGGAAGAUGAAACACCUGGUAAAGUGAGCCUGCUCAGAUGACUGAGAAUUAGAGGCAACCAUGUUUUCCCAAAUGUUUCUAGAUACAAAAGGCAGAGGUUUUAUUUUUAUACUUUUAUAUUUUUGAAUAAUAACGUACACACACACAAGUAAUGAGUGGCUUUACUUGUACACAUUCUUUUUAACAUUUAGAAAUAUGAAAAUCACCUUUUUUGCCUCUGCUCAUGGGGAGAUGUGGAGAGGAUCAGAAGUUGCACUUUUAAUUAUUGUUUGGCAUAUUUGGAAGUCUGAAUUGGAAAUAUUUGUACCUCUGUCUAAGCACAGCUAUCUUGAGAACUUUCAAGCCUGCAGCAUCCUUUUUUGGUGUACAUUUCUCUUUGCCUUGGUUUGUGUAUAUUGAAACUAACUCCUAAAAGUGAUGGCAUGAAUGUGCCCACCUCUUAGUUCUCAUGCUACUCCAGUUGUGUGCUCUGUUUCUCAAGCUGUGAUCUGGAAAGACUCCCCUCCCCACCUUGGAUGCCUUUUGGUAAGAGGUCAACAUGCUCCAAACAUGUGGAGUCGUUCAGGGAAGCCAAUGAAAACUCAGGUGACUUGUUAGAGCACUAAUUUGGCUAGAACUGGGUCCCUUUAAACUCUGCCUAUCCUUCAUUCUGUGGUUGGGGUGGUAAGAACCACUGAGACUUGGAGCUCUGAAUCAAGUCUCUCUCUCUCUUUUUAAGGUGACUUAAGUACUCUGAACAUUAGCAAGAUGAUGUGAUCAUUAGGUUACAAAGUGCUUAUUUAUUAGACAAGUAUACAAGGACGGAUGGCAUGGAGCACAGGUGAAGGUAGCCUGCUGAGCUGGGUCCUUGAGGACAGAGAAAGAUUGUCUUUAUCUUUAUGCCACAGUAUAUGGUGCCUUGCAGCUGUGUAGGUGUUCAAGGGGUGGCUGGGGUACUGAACACCUACUGUGGACGGUAGCUGUGCUGGCCUCUCAGCGAGUAGGUGAGUACGCCCAUGACACCCAACGGGGUGGCCCUGCUGAAGCACGCAGAUACACUGAGUGAUCAUCUGUUACAGCACUGAGUAACAGAGAACCAUGCACCUGGACCUGUCACGUCUGUGCUGGACCUGGAGGACUGUAGUUAUGGCGCUAUUUAUGAAAUGACUUAGAUAUAAACUCGGACAGUGACCAGAGCCUCAGAAUAAUCUGCAGGGAAGUUCAAAUAAAGCUUUAUUUUGUUCAUUCUC